Molecule: messenger RNA, 1558 nt
Organism: Aethalodelphis obliquidens (Pacific white-sided dolphin)
Lineage: Eukaryota; Metazoa; Chordata; Mammalia; Artiodactyla; Delphinidae
Gene: SHISA6
Product: shisa family member 6
Exons: 6
Biological process (GO): regulation of short-term neuronal synaptic plasticity; regulation of AMPA receptor activity
Cellular component (GO): dendritic spine membrane; postsynaptic membrane; AMPA glutamate receptor complex
Source: RefSeq, a predicted model, not a curated record
GGCGCCGCGGCCGUCGGGGGCCGGCGGCCCGGGGGCGCCCUGGCCCGGGGCGGCCGCGAGCUGAACGGCACCGUCCGGGCGCCCGGUGGCCCGGAGGCGGGGAGCCGGCGGGGGCAGCCCGCGGCGGCGGUGGCGGCGGCGGCCAGCGCGCCCGUCACCUACGAGACGUGCUGGGGCUACUACGACGUGAGCGGCCAGUACGAUAAGGAGUUCGAGUGCAACAACAGCGAGAGCGGCUACCUGUACUGCUGCGGCACCUGCUACUACCGCUUCUGCUGCAAGAAGCGCCACGAGAAGCUGGACCAGCGCCAGUGCACCAACUACCAGAGUCCGGUGUGGGUGCAGACGCCCAGCACCAAGGUGGUGUCGCCGGGUCCCGAGAACAAGUACGACCCGGAGAAGGACAAGACCAACUUCACCGUCUACAUCACCUGCGGGGUGAUCGCCUUCGUCAUCGUGGCCGGCGUCUUCGCCAAGGUCUCGUACGACAAGGCCCACCGCCCUCCUCGGGAGAUGAACAUCCACAGGGCUCUGGCCGACAUCUUAAGACAACAGGGACCAAUCCCCAUAGCACACUGUGAAAGAGAAACUAUCUCGGCUAUCGAUAGCUCUCCCAAAGAGAACACGCCGGUCAGAUCAUCCUCGAAAAACCACUACACUCCCGUGCGCACGGCCAAGCAGACUCCAGGACAUUAUGGGAAGGAUGCUUACCGAAGUGGAGGACCUGAUCUCCAUAACUUCAUCUCAUCUGGAUUUGUCACGUUAGGAAGAGGACACACGAAGGGUGAUCAUCAGUAUAACCAUCCGAUUUUAAGCAGCGCUACCCAGACCCCUACACAUGAGAAGCCUCGGAUGAACAACAUCCUGACAUCGGCCACCGAGCCCUAUGACCUCUCCUUCUCCCGCUCCUUCCAGAACUUGGCCCACCUGCCCCCAUCCUACGAGUCCGCAGUGAAGACCCAUCCCAGCAAGUACUCAUCCCUGAAGAGGCUAACUGACAAGGAGGCAGACGAGUAUUACAUGAGAAGGCGGCACCUGCCCGACCUGGCCGCCCGUGGCACCCUCCCCCUCAAUGUCAUCCAGAUGUCCCAACAGAAGCCGCUGCCGCGAGAGCGGCCCCGCCGGCCCCUCCGGGCCAUGUCUCAGGACAGGGUCCUGUCCCUGGAGCGGGGCCUGCCGGAUGAGUUUGGCAUGCCCUACGACCGCAUCCUGUCGGAAGAGCAGCUGCUCUCCACGGAGCGCCUGCACUCCCAGGACCCGCUGCUGUCCCCCGAGCGGACGGCCUUCCCCGAGCAGUCCCUGUCACGGGCCAUCUCGCACACGGAUGUCUUUGUGUCCACGCCCGUACUGAACCGCUACCGCAUGACCAAGAUGCACUCCCAUCCCAGUGCGUCCAGUAACUCCUGCGCCACCCUGGGCCACAGCCAGACGGCAGCCAAGCGCCAGGCCUUUGCCUCACGCAGACACAACACCGUGGAACAGCUGCACUACAUCCCAGGCCACCACACCUGCUACACAGCCAGCAAGACAGAAGUGACCGUGUGACCGGCAGGGCAGG